Molecule: messenger RNA, 487 nt
Organism: Colletotrichum navitas
Lineage: Eukaryota; Fungi; Ascomycota; Sordariomycetes; Glomerellales; Glomerellaceae
Exons: 5
Coding region: 83-370 (95 amino acids)
Molecular function (GO): metal ion binding
Source: RefSeq, a predicted model, not a curated record
AGCCAUGGGAAAUGUCUGCAAGGAUCAAACGUCGUAGCGUCGACCAGGGCGGCAAACUUCUUUUCCAUCGAACCUAUUAACCAUGGCGACCUCGCGAUACCCCCAGUCCGACCUUCGUCGACAAGUUGGGUCGCCAAAGCCCAAAACUCGAGAAAACAAGGAGACACUAUGCCGAAACGUACUCAUCUACGGGCACUGCCGAUACGAGAAUACGGGCUGUGCCUUUAACCAUGACCAGAACCGAUCGAACUCGGUCCAGAAUAGCCCCGGCGGCCAGAGUAAUCAGUCUGACUUGUACUCAAUGUCGAUUCACCGUCAUUCACCCCGGCCGGGCUGUCGUCUGCAGCAUCACCGAGCGCAAAUGCGCUAGGUGGCCCAUCAAAGAAAUCAACAUUUUCCUCACAAGCAGCCAGCGCAGCUGUCUUUACUCCCAGGGGAGCAGGCUCUGCGACCCCUGCUGCCGCUCCGGAGGGUGAGGCUUCAUCAA